GCGGCAGAGCGAGAAAAGGAGGAGGGAGCCCUCCCCGGGCGUGCUGUGGGUGCGGGGUUCGGGGCGGGCGCUUGCUUAGCCCGGGCGCACGCACGCACACACACUCACACACGAGCUCACACAGACACGCGAGCUCAGCAGCGCUGCCAUUCCCAGACACUCCUCGCAGGAUCUGCAGAGGGGCAGGAGGAGAGCCGGUGGAAGCCUCUGCCCUCCCCGCCCGGGUCCUAGAAGCUGCCCACCCCCCGGCCCAACGCGGUGAGGAGCUCACCUUUCGCUGGGGAGCCCCUGCCAGCUGAGGAAGCGGUGGAUGCUGGCCAUACAGCUUGGUUCCCUGUCACUGUCGUCUCUCCGCCAAGCGUCUUCCAUUGAGGUGUGCUGGCCAUGGGCAACCUGAUAAAGGUAUUGGGCAAAGAUUUCGAAAACUGUCCCCAUUUUUUCCUGGAUUUUGAAAAUGCCCAGCCCACAGAAGCAGAGACAGCAGUGUGGAACCAGGUCAGCGCCGUCCUGGAGGAAGCCCAGGGCAUCUUGGCAGAGCUGCAGUCCUAUACGGGAGCCGGCCAGGAGAUCCGCGAGGCCAUCCAGAAUCCGACUGACCUCCCACUUCAGGAGAAGGCAUGGAAUGCCGUGUGCCCACUCGUGGUCAAGCUUAAAAAAUUCUAUGAAUUCUCCCUCCGAUUGGAGAACGCCCUGAGGAGCCUCCUAGAAGCCCUCACCAGCCCCCCCUACGCCCCGACGCAGCACCUAGAGAGGGAACAAGCCCUCGCCAAGCAGUUUGCUGAAAUUCUGCACUUCACACUCAGUUUUGACGAGCUCAAGAUGACAAACCCGGCCAUUCAGAAUGACUUCAGUUACUACAGAAGAACCAUCAGCCGAAACCGUAUUAAUAACUUACAGCUGGAUGCUGAGAGUGAAGUCAACAACGAAAUGGCCAACCGAAUGUCCCUCUUCUAUGCAGAAGCCACCCCCAUGCUCAAAACUCUAAGCAAUGCAACCACUAAGUUUGUAUCUGAGAACAAGACGCUCCCCAUUGAGGACACUACAGAUUGUCUGAGCACCAUGGCCUGUGUCUGCAGGGUGAUGCUGGAGACACCAGAGUACAGGAGCCGGUUCACCAACACUGAGACUCUCCUCUUCUGCAUGCGGGUCAUGGUGGGCGUCAUCAUCCUCUACGACCAUGUGCACCCAGUGGGGGCCUUUGCCAAGACAUCUAAAAUUGAUAUGAAGGGCUGUAUUAAAGUUCUUAAAGACCAGCCUUCCAACAGCACGGAGGGGCUUCUGAAUGCACUGAGGUACACCACCAGGCAUCUGAAUGAUGACACCACCUCCAAACAGGUCCGGGCCCUGCUGCAGUGAGGCGUGUGUGGGGCAUAGCAUCCCACCUCUAAAGCCCUAGGCUUGACCUUGAACUUCAGCUGAGUUUUAAUAUUGCUAUAAUGUGAAUAUAAAAAUCCAUGACCAUAUUUCUCAUUUUAUAACGAAAAGGGAAAAGUUUUAAAAAAGAAACACAAAAACACUUUCCCCCCAUCCCAGCUUCUCUUGACCACUUCCCCCUCUUCCUGCCUGUCUCCCCCCCAAUCCUGAUCCCAUUGAGCUCCAGGGCUGGACAGCUGGCUCCAACCCUUUUUCCCAUGAAGAUGACAUGACUGGUUUAUGCCUACCUUUCCAGGAAGCUGAGAUAAGGUUGUCUGGCCUUUCCCAGUUCCUCCUGGACUCCUGAUGGGGAUUUCCAUGUUAUGGAAGGCCUCGGUGGUCUCUCGGAUUUGGACUGGUACUGGUGCAGGCCCUGGACAGUGGACCUCGCAGGGCUCUGGCCUUACGACUUUGGGACUCUGGUCUGGGCUUGAGUUGAAGUGUUUGUAGGAGGGGAAAAGCCUUCCUUAUUAAGACCAGGAGAUGGUCAUGUAAAUAAGGUAAGGGAGUCCUUGCUGCGGGUCAAGCUAAAGAUAAUAAAUGACCUUGUCUUUAAAAACUCCCGCCGGGACUCCAGGGGAAAUGGUUCGGCCACAUCUUUUAGAUUUUUAAUAUAAAUGAUUAAAAUCACUCACCUGUUGUUUUGUACAUUUUUGUGUGAAAUAAAAAUGACAUUUAAUCUGUU
Molecule: messenger RNA, 2098 nt
Organism: Monodelphis domestica (gray short-tailed opossum)
Lineage: Eukaryota; Metazoa; Chordata; Mammalia; Didelphimorphia; Didelphidae
Product: CYFIP-related Rac1 interactor A-like
Biological process (GO): regulation of actin filament polymerization
Molecular function (GO): small GTPase binding
Source: RefSeq, a predicted model, not a curated record